AUGGUAGAUCCUUACUAUGAUACAUUUUUACGACUUAGUUGGAGACCAAUGAAAUAUUCAUUUGACUCAUGCUCAACAGACGAAGGAUACCAUACAGACGAAAGACCAUAUACAGACAAAGAAGCUCAUUCGAAUGAACCUGAAAUUCCAAUUCUAAAAAGCAACCAUACACUAAAAAUAUCUUAUUCCAAAUUGACGUAUACCCUUACACUAUCGAUCAUUAUUCUAUCUAUUUAUACAAUUCUUCGCCAACCAUUCCCAUGGAGACAGACAUUCCCACCUAUCUUUAUUCUCUUUCAUUUGAUAUUCCAUUUGACACAUCUAACAGCACAUCUAUUCAAUUGGUUAAAUAUCGAAAAACACUGCGUUGUCUAUGGCACAUGGUUAUACUGCACUGGUUGGUUAUUAGGCAAAUUCCUAUUCUCUGAAAGGCUCGCUGCAAGUGAUUUCUCCAAUCCAACAGGCUUAUUGUUUUGGCUACUGAUGUUAGAAAGAAGAAACGCCUGGGGAAUCAUCGUUUGGGAAUUUGUGAGUCGACUGGAUCAAAACCUGUAUUCCACACAUCGUCUAGAUACACACAGGCCACUCCGCCUUUGGGAAUUGGGCAGUGUACGACUACUGGCCUUUCGUAUCUGGUGUUUACUCGGUACAGGCUCCUUUUGGGGGCUAGUCUAUAUUGGAUUAGCCUAUAUGGAUGGAUUCCCAUUCAAGUACUUGCUUCAAUUCCAUCAUGUUUUAAAGUUACUGUGGAUCAGUACCAUUGGUGGUCUUAUCAUGAUCAUCUUUUGGAGUUUCUGGACAUUCCAGUAUAAAGGUGUCCUUUGGCAAAAAGAAUUAAGAAAGGGUAUCAUCGUGUGGUACAGUGAAGGUGUAGCCCACGCUGCUCAAGUCUUGUAA
Rhizopus microsporus ATCC 52813 is the source of this 897-nucleotide messenger RNA. RefSeq lists its product as uncharacterized. Bases 1 to 897 code for a protein of 298 amino acids. Lineage: Eukaryota; Fungi; Mucoromycota; Mucoromycetes; Mucorales; Rhizopodaceae. The transcript has 2 exons. The record is from RefSeq and is a predicted model, not a curated record.